AUGGCUCAGCUGUAUUACAAAAAAGUGAAUUAUUCCCCCUAUAGAGACCGGAUCCCGCUGCAAAUUGUACGGGCAGAAGUGGAACUGUCCUUGGAGGAGAAGGCCUACCUCAGUGCUGUGGAGAAGGGGGACUAUGCCAGCGUGAAACAUUCCUUAGAGGAGGCGGAGAUCUACUACAACAUCAACAUCAACUGCAUGGACCCUCUUGGCCGCAGUGCUCUUCUAAUAGCCAUAGAGAACGAAAACUUAGAGAUCAUGGAGUUACUACUGAGCCACAACAUCUACGUGGGUGAUGCGCUUCUGUAUGCAAUACGGAAAGAAGUGGUGGGGGCCGUGGAACUGCUUCUGAAUUACAGGAAGCGAAGUGGGGAGAAACAGGUACCCACGUUAAUGAUGGACACCCAGUUUUCGGAAUUCACCCCCGAUAUCACCCCUAUCAUGUUGGCCGCUCAUACCAACAACUACGAGAUCAUAAAGCUGCUUGUCCAAAGACGGGUCACCAUCCCACGGCCACACCAGAUCCGAUGCAACUGCGUGGAAUGUGUCUCCAGCUCUGAAGUGGAUAGCCUGCGUCAUUCCAGAUCGAGACUGAACAUUUAUAAAGCUUUGGCCAGUCCUUCGCUCAUCGCCUUAUCCAGCGAGGACCCGAUCUUGACAGCCUUUCGGCUUGGUUGGGAGUUGAAGGAACUCAGCAAGGUGGAGAACGAGUUCAAGGCUGAAUACGAGGAGCUUUCCCAGCAAUGCAAGCGGUUUGCAAAAGAUCUUCUGGAUCAGGCACGCAGCUCCCGGGAACUGGAGAUCAUCCUGAACCACAGGGACGAUCAGAGUGAGGAGUUAGAUCCCCAGAAGUGCCACGAUUUGGCCAAGCUAAAGGUAGCAAUAAAGUAUCAUCAGAAAGAGUUUGUUGCUCAGCCCAACUGCCAACAACUACUAGCAACGCUUUGGUACGACGGCUUCCCCGGAUGGCGGCGGAAGCAUUGGGCGGUCAAACUUUUGACCUGUGUCACUAUCGGACUGCUGUUUCCAGUGCUUUCUGUGGCUUAUUUGAUCGCACCUAAGAGCAGGCUGGGGCUGUUCAUUAAAAAGCCAUUUAUCAAGUUUAUCUGCCACACGGGCUCCUACCUUACCUUCCUCUUCAUGCUACUGCUUGCAUCCCAGCACAUUGUCAGGACAGACCUGCACAUGCAAGGACCUCCUCCUACUGUGGUGGAAUGGAUGAUCCUCCCCUGGGUUUUAGGCUUUAUUUGGGGAGAAAUCAAAGAAAUGUGGGACGGAGGCUUCAACGAAUACGUGCAUGACUGGUGGAACUUGAUGGAUUUUGCAAUGAACUCUCUCUACUUAGCAACCAUUUCUCUGAAAAUUGUCGCAUAUGUCAAGUACAAUGGUUCUCGUCCAAGGGAGCAAUGGGAAAUGUGGCACCCAACCCUCAUAGCAGAAGCCCUCUUUGCCAUUUCAAACAUUUUAAGCUCCUUGCGUCUCAUCUCCCUGUUUACAGCAAACUCUCACCUGGGACCCCUGCAGAUCUCUCUGGGACGUAUGUUGUUAGACAUCCUCAAGUUCCUCUUUAUUUACUGCCUGGUGCUGCUAGCUUUUGCCAAUGGACUCAACCAGCUUUACUUCUAUUAUGAGACAAGAGCCUCUGAAGAGCCCAACAACUGCAAAGGGAUCCGCUGUGAGAAGCAAAACAACGCAUUUUCCACACUCUUUGAAACUCUUCAAUCUCUCUUCUGGUCUGUGUUUGGUCUGUUGAAUCUCUACGUCACGAAUGUCAAAGCCAGGCAUGAAUUCACGGAAUUUGUUGGGGCCACCAUGUUUGGCACAUAUAACGUCAUCUCCCUGGUGGUUUUGCUAAACAUGCUCAUUGCAAUGAUGAACAAUUCCUACCAGCUGAUAGCAGACCAUGCUGACAUAGAAUGGAAGUUUGCACGCACAAAGCUCUGGAUGAGUUAUUUUGAUGAAGGGGGUACGCUACCACCUCCUUUUAAUAUUAUCCCUAGCCCCAAGUCAUUCUGGUACCUUUGCAAGUGGGUCCACAAGCAGCUGUGCCCAUCCCGGGACCCAGAGAAUGAACUGAAGCACGAGAACCUGAAGACUUUUACGGAACGUCAUGCGGACAAUUUGAUUCAGAAUCAACAUUACCAGGAAGUGAUCAGAAAUCUGGUGAAACGCUAUGUUGCUGCAAUGAUAAGGAAUUCAAAAACCAAUGAAGGCUUAACUGAAGAAAACUUUAAGGAGUUAAAACAAGAUAUUUCCAGUUUCCGCUAUGAAGUCCUUGACCUCCUGGGUAACCGGAAACCUCAGAGGAGGAGUUACUCCACCAGCAGCACCGAGGUCUCCCAAAAGGAGGAUGCCCCCGAGGAACGCACUGGAGAAACGUCCAGAGCCAAGGGCGUCUCUUUUGGCGUGGCCAACAAAAAGACAGACUUCAACGUGUCAGCUCUCAUUAAGACCAUGUCUGGCAUUGAAACAGUGAGUGAAAAACCAAAAAGCAACGGGAUCAACAAGCGCUCCUUCGUUCGCAAUGGGAACAGAGUCCAAAGGCUGUCCAGCUCCAAAAAGGAGUCCUUCAAGAGGCUGGGUCUCCUCUUCUCCAAGAUGAACGGUCACCUCGCAGAACCCAACCAAGAGCCCAUGUAUACCAUUUCGGAUGGGGUCAUCCAGCCACAUUACAUGUGGCAAGACGUUAAAUAUUCUCAGAUGACAAAAGAGCAAGGCAACUGCUCCAAAAGUGAAGUUAACCUCAAUGAGGUGGAUUACAGUAGAAACAUCAGGCAUCAUACGGGACAGAGCCAAUGCCCUGUGGUUUGCGCCAGCUCCCUUCACUGUGCUUCCAGCAUCUGUUCCUCCAAUUCCAAACUCAUAGACUCCUCGGAGGAUGUUUUUGACUCAUGGGGAGAUGCUUGUGACAUGUUUAGGAACCAAUGGAACGAUGGGCAGGAGGAACAGGUCACCACACGCCUAUAAGCAGAGCUGUUUAGUAACUUGGCUGUGGACCACCGCCAACCCUGGAAACUGUUUGCUAUCACAGACUAUUCAUAGUUAGGGAUACCUCCUCUUUCCCAUUUUGUCUCCGAUCAAUGUAGAUCCCAGAUUCUGUUAGCUUAUUUUAUAGCCACAGCACAACUUUUUCUUUAA
This is a messenger RNA of Candoia aspera, 3135 nucleotides long. It is a transcript of the gene TRPC5, whose product is annotated as transient receptor potential cation channel subfamily C member 5. Gene Ontology annotation, biological process: regulation of cytosolic calcium ion concentration; calcium ion transmembrane transport. Lineage: Eukaryota; Metazoa; Chordata; Lepidosauria; Squamata; Candoiidae. Gene Ontology annotation, molecular function: protein binding; inositol 1,4,5 trisphosphate binding; store-operated calcium channel activity. Bases 1 to 2964 code for a protein of 987 amino acids. The transcript has 10 exons. Gene Ontology annotation, cellular component: cation channel complex; plasma membrane. The record is from RefSeq and is a predicted model, not a curated record.